UUAUUUGGUAGUGGCUGAAGUAACAGAUUGGAAGAUGAGUGAAUUGGAGCAGUUGAGGCAGGAGGCCGAACAGCUGCGCAAUCAGAUCCAGGAUGCCAGGAAAGCGUGUAACGAUGCAACGUUGGUGCAGAUCACAUCAAACAUGGACUCCGUUGGCCGAAUACAGAUGCGAACAAGACGUACCCUGAGGGGUCACCUGGCUAAGAUCUAUGCCAUGCACUGGGGAUACGACUCGAGGCUGCUAGUCAGUGCGUCCCAAGAUGGAAAAUUAAUUAUCUGGGAUAGCUAUACAACAAAUAAGAUGCACGCCAUCCCUCUGCGGUCCUCCUGGGUAAUGACCUGUGCGUAUGCGCCUUCUGGUAAUUAUGUGGCUUGUGGCGGCCUGGACAACAUCUGCUCCAUCUAUAACUUGAAAACCAGAGAGGGAAACGUGAGAGUGAGCCGGGAGUUGCCGGGUCACACAGGCUACCUGUCCUGCUGUCGUUUUUUAGAUGACAGCCAAAUUGUCACAAGUUCAGGAGACACAACUUGUGCACUGUGGGACAUCGAAACGGCCCAGCAGACCACCACGUUCACCGGGCACUCGGGAGACGUGAUGAGUCUUUCCCUUGGUCCCGACAUGAGGACUUUUGUGUCUGGUGCUUGCGAUGCAUCUUCCAAAUUAUGGGAUAUCCGUGACGGCAUGUGCAGGCAGUCAUUCACAGGGCACGUCUCCGACAUUAACGCUGUCAGUUUUUUUCCAAAUGGGUAUGCCUUUGCCACUGGCUCUGAUGACGCCACCUGCCGACUCUUUGACCUCCGUGCCGAUCAAGAGCUGUUACUGUAUUCUCAUGACAACAUCAUCUGUGGAAUCACUUCCGUGGCUUUCUCAAAAAGUGGGCGACUCCUGUUAGCGGGCUAUGAUGACUUCAACUGUAAUGUGUGGGACACGCUAAAAGGAGACCGUGCAGGUGUCCUUGCUGGUCAUGACAACCGUGUCAGCUGUUUAGGUGUCACUGAUGAUGGCAUGGCUGUGGCAACAGGCUCGUGGGACAGUUUCCUUAGAAUCUGGAAUUAACAGUGUGGUCUUAACCUAAUUUCUGUUCUCCAUUGGUAUCUGGAGAAAUCAAUUCUACAGCCUAUAGCUGUGAAAAAAGAAAAUUCUACCUUAUAUUUGCAGGUAAAGAUUUUUCUAUUGAGAUUAUUACAAACAAAAAGCUUUCAGUCAAGUAC
Messenger RNA from Ochotona princeps (American pika), 1212 nucleotides. RefSeq names its product G protein subunit beta 4 (gene GNB4). Gene Ontology annotation, molecular function: protein binding; signaling receptor complex adaptor activity. The coding region runs from base 35 to 1057 and encodes 340 amino acids. NCBI's taxonomy places the organism in Eukaryota, Metazoa, Chordata, Mammalia, Lagomorpha, Ochotonidae. Gene Ontology annotation, biological process: G protein-coupled receptor signaling pathway. The record is from RefSeq and is a predicted model, not a curated record. The transcript is spliced from 9 exons. Gene Ontology annotation, cellular component: cytoplasm; heterotrimeric G-protein complex.